Cyprinus carpio (common carp) is the source of this 500-nucleotide messenger RNA. RefSeq names its product phospholipid scramblase 1-like. The transcript has 3 exons. NCBI's taxonomy places the organism in Eukaryota, Metazoa, Chordata, Actinopteri, Cypriniformes, Cyprinidae. The coding region runs from base 90 to 443 and encodes 117 amino acids. The record is from RefSeq and is a predicted model, not a curated record.
CUCUCCAUGGGUGAAUAUAGUUUAGGGGAACCGGUGUAAUUUUGGUUAAAGGACAUCUUAUAAGUAGAGAUGGACAAAUAAUACAUUCUAUGCCUAUUUUCAUGUCAGUUCUACAAUGCUGCUUCUCACAGGGUGAUCAGCUUCUGGUUCAUCAGAAAGUGGAAAUAAUGGAAGUUCUCACGGGAUGGGAGACUAAUAAUCAAUAUGUGGGAAAAAACAGUUUAGGGCAGCAGGUGUUUUUUGCUGCUGAGGAGAGUGAUUUUUGUACUGCUCUGCAUUCUGCACCUGUAUUUCAGCUAGAGGUUCAGAACCCCCCAGGGAACCCUAUUGGUUAUGUAAUGCAAAACUGGCAUCCUUUCUUACCAAAGUUCACCAUCCAGAAUGAGAGAAAAGAAUCUGUGGGGCCAUUCUGUGAAUGCAAAUGUUGUUCUGAUGUUAUUUGAGGUAUGGUGCAUAAACUAUACCAUAAAUUAUACUGUCAUGUCCAUAAUAUGAUAUAA